This is a messenger RNA of Penicillium crustosum, 1788 nucleotides long. RefSeq lists its product as uncharacterized. The record is from RefSeq and is a predicted model, not a curated record. Lineage: Eukaryota; Fungi; Ascomycota; Eurotiomycetes; Eurotiales; Aspergillaceae. Bases 1 to 1788 code for a protein of 595 amino acids. The transcript has 5 exons.
AUGGCUAACCGCCUGUUUGCAUCCAUGGUAGCCGUGCUUCUGGCAAUCAUCGCAAUCUAUUACCAGGAGCUUUUAAAUACAUUUUAUCCAACUGCCAACUUAAAGGUAGUGGACUCUGCACGAGAUAUCACGUACCUUGGCAGUCUAUCCUUUGCUGGAAUUGAACAUUUCCAGAACAUUUUCUACGCAGAGGCCCCCACGGGGCCGCGACGUUUCGCAGCACCGGUUCCAACACGACCGGUGAAAGGCUCUGUUAUUGACGCCACCCGGUCCGGUGCCUGGUGUCCACAAGGAACGGGGGAUAUACUUCCCUUCACGAGUAGUGUGACCAACAUUAGCGAAAACUGUUUGAGCUUGAGAAUUGCGAGACCGCCAGGAACGCGGAAAGAUGCCAAGCUUCCAGUUGCGGUUUGGAUUCAUGGAGGUGGCCAUGCUUUGGGCUCAGCUUCUGAUAUUCUUUAUGAGCCCGACGGUUUGGUAAAAUUGGCUGCUUCUGAUGGGCUGCCACUAGUAUAUGUUGGCAUAAAUUAUCGCCUGGGCUUAUUUGGCUUCGCAACUAGUGAAGCAUUGAUUGAGAGGAGAGACACAAAUGCAGGGCUGCGUGACCAGCGUGCUGCUUUGGAGUUGACUGUCAUCGGACAAAGUGUGGGCGCUAGUGAUAUUGGACUGCAGCUAACUGCCUUCGGUGGCGAUCAAGAUGUCCCAUUUCAGCAAGCAGUAAUGAUGUCAGGCGGCCCAAAUCUGAACUUCAAUAGCCAGCCAGACCUGGUUGCAAGUAACACGGCUGCUAUUUCACAGCAAGUAGGAUGUGGCGACGGGAAAGAUUUGCAAACACUAGAGUGCCUUCGAGGUGUUCCAUUCGAACAACUAACCAACCUAUCGGUUACUGCAUCUCGGGCAGCCCGUCCGCCUUUCGGCGAAGCGUAUUUUUACCCAACGAUCGACAAUGACUUCAUUCAAGAUAGACCCUCGCAGUUGACGCGUGCAGGGAAGUUCACCAAAGGCAUACCAAUAAUAGCUUCCUGGGUCACAAAUGACGGUGCUUGGUACGCACUGCCGACCACUGCGACAGACCACGAAGUUCUAGGGAGUUUCGGACUAUGGUUGCACAAACUUUCUGGAUCCACGAAAGAGAAGCUCUUACACCUAUAUCCUCUCGAUGACUUUGAACACAUGAUCAAGUCGGAGCAUGAGGGCCAAAUUUCACCGCAGUACUAUCGUGCUGCACAGAUAAAUCGCGACAUCUGGUUCACUUGCCCUGUUCUUGACUUUACGUGGCAGUACGUCAAGAAUGGGGGCGUCGGAGCCUCCCAGGUGCGGCUGUAUGAAUUCAACGAAACCAGAUACAUGCCAAUCUUUGAGUCUAUGGGUGUGUCGAUGUGGGGUGUUGCUCAUCUCAGCGAUAUCCCUUACCUAUUCUACAAUGACCACCUAAGAGCCGGUGCCGAUAAUUCUGACUCUCAGCUUGCGCUGGCUCGAGAUUUCAGCCGGAAAAUUAUUCAAUUCGUGCAUGGCGCUCCUAAAGGGGCGGACGAUCGACUUCAGUCAUGGCCGCCUGCCUUCUCGAAUGACCUUUCAAAAUCUUCAAUAGGCGAUGUCCCUAGCCAUAUCUCAGUGCGGCUGUUUGGUGGCCCUUAUGGUUCAGAAUCCGCUACAUGUAGCGACAGUACCAAUGAAGCUGACAUGGAAGUCAUGACAUAUGCUGAGAAAGCGCUUCAUUGGGAAAAGUUGUUCAGUCGCUGUGCAUUUCUCAAUGGCCAGCAAUUUAGAGAGGAAGCAGGGGUGUGA